CUCUCUCUCUUUCUCUCUCUCUCACAUGGAGUGCACUCUCGCCAUUGCGACCUCCUCCCUGCGGAUCAGCGCGCGGACCGCCAGCUGCUGAUCGACGGAGAAGCCUCGGCCAUGGAGGCGGACGGCGGGGCGGCGGCGGCGGCGGCGCUCGCGGAGGGCCUCAUCGCGAGGGUCGGCGAGAUCGCCUCCAUCUGCGACUACCGGUGCGCGGUGAAGAGGCAGUACUGCAACCUCGCCCGGCGGCUGAAGCUCCUGGUCCCGAUGUUCGAGGAGGUCCGGGAGUCGAGGCGGCCGGUCGGCGAGGGGGCGGCGGCGGCCCUGGCGUCGCUUAAGGAGGCGCUGGAGGCUGCCAGGGAUCUGCUCCGGUUCGGGAGCGAGGGGAGCAAGAUUUACAUGGUUUGUCCUAGAGAGGGAGCAACUAAUGAGCAAGUUCGAUGAGGUGACGGAGCAGAUAGAACGAGCUCUAAGUGCGAUUCCCUAUGAAGAACUUGAUAUAUCGGAUGAAGUUCAGGAGCAGGUUGAGCUUGUUCUUGCACAGUUCAGAAGAGCCAAAGGACGGACUGAUCCACCGGACAUGGAACUAUAUCAAGAUCUAUUGUCUCUUUAUGAGAGCAAUGACGCAGCUGCAGAUCCAACUGUCCUAAGGAGAUUGACUGAGAAGUUGCAAUUGAUGGAAAUAACUGACCUUACACAGGAAUCUCUUGCUCUAUAUGAGAUGGUUUCUGCUAGCGGUGAAGAUCCAGGGAAGAGCAUUGAGAACAUGUCGAUGCUGUUGAAGAAAAUUAAAGAUUUUGUUCAGACAGAGAACCCUGAUAUGGAUCCUCCUGCAAAAGUAGAAGGUUCACCGGCGCAUUCAGCUGGAGAAGCAUCCGCUGAUGGAAACCACAAAGCCCCCGUUAUACCAGAUGAUUUCCGCUGUCCAAUAUCAUUAGAGUUGAUGAAGGAUCCAGUCAUUGUUUCGACAGGACAGACCUAUGAACGCUCUUGCAUUGAGAAAUGGCUGGAAGAAGGGCAUGGAACUUGCCCAAAGACACAACAAACCCUCGCCAACACCACCCUGACCCCGAACUAUGUCUUGCGCAGCCUCAUAGCUCAGUGGUGUGAAGCAAAUGGCAUCGAGCCGCCUAAACGUCCUGCGAGCUCUCACCCUAAUAAAGUUACUUCCGCCUUCUCACCUGCAGAUCGUACGAAGAUUGAAGUUCUUCUCCGUAAACUAAUCUCUGGCAUCCCCGAAGAGCAGCACUCUGCUGCAGGUGAGGUCCGCCUUCUUGCGAAGCGCAACGCAGAUAAUCGCGUCGCCAUUGCUGAAGCUGGCGCGAUUCCUCUCCUAGUAAGUCUCCUCUUAACACCCGACUCUCGCACGCAGGAGCAUGCCGUAACAGCUCUUUUAAACUUAUCCAUAUGCGAAAACAACAAGGGAACCAUCGUCUCUUCGGGAGCAGUUCCCGGAAUAGUUCAUGUUCUGAAGAAGGGAAGUAUGGAAGCGCGGGAAAAUGCAGCAGCCACCCUUUUCAGCCUUUCAGUCGUGGAUGAAUACAAAGUCACCAUUGGCGCUUCAGGCGCGAUCCCAGCACUAGUAGCGCUUCUAAGUGAAGGUACCCAAAGGGGGAAGAAAGAUGCUGCAACAGCACUUUUCAAUUUGUGUAUAUACCAGGGCAACAAAGGAAAGGCCGUGAGGGCCAGUAUCGUGCCCACGCUAAUGCGACUGCUCACCGAACCUGAGGCUACCAUGGUGGACGAGGCCUUGGCCAUAUUAGCGAUACUCGCCAGUCACUCCGAAGGAAAGGCAGCCAUCGGAGCUGCCGAGGCAGUGCCUGUUCUCGUAGAGUUCAUCGGCCGUGGUUCUCCGCGAAACAGAGAGAAUGCAGCUGCGAUUCUGGCGCAUCUCUGCUCUGCGGAUCAGAGGCACCUAGUAAAGGCACAAGAACUCGGAGUGAUGGGUCCGCUCAUGGAUUUGGCGCAAAACGGGACAGAUAGAGGGAAGAGAAAGGCGGCACAAUUACUCGAGCGAAUAAGCCGGUAUGUCGAGCAGAAGAAGCAGGCUCAGGCGCAAACUGAAGCCGAUAAUCAGAUUCGCCACCAUGAGCUGCCGCUCUCCGAAAGAGAUAGCUAACUGUUUAUACAAAUUUUCGUUCUUCUCUCUUCUUGGGGAAAUGUUUCGGGAAGCUGUUUUUCAUUGUUUGUCGCAGGUGGAAAAUCACCUGGCCAUGUAAGUUAAAUUCUUUUGCUGGCCCGUGGCAAGGAGGGACUGCGUCAUUCUAACGGUUCGUCGGAAGAAACGCUGCGAAAGGAGGUGGGGCGGAGGGAGAUCAAUGAAGGGCUAAGUUAUUUCUGACAUCAGUUUACAAUGUAUACGAGCAAAAUGUACCAUCGUCGUCUUCAAAGUUUUUUAAUGGAAGAGAUGUCUGUUUACAGAACAAUC
Messenger RNA from Eucalyptus grandis, 2422 nucleotides. Its product is annotated as U-box domain-containing protein 13. The transcript is spliced from 4 exons. Gene Ontology annotation, molecular function: ubiquitin-protein transferase activity; protein binding. Bases 422 to 2113 code for a protein of 563 amino acids. NCBI's taxonomy places the organism in Eukaryota, Viridiplantae, Streptophyta, Magnoliopsida, Myrtales, Myrtaceae. Gene Ontology annotation, cellular component: cytoplasm; nucleus. Gene Ontology annotation, biological process: protein ubiquitination; cell surface receptor signaling pathway. The record is from RefSeq and is a predicted model, not a curated record.